AUGUCUGGAAGAGGUAAAGGAGGAAAGGGACUCGGAAAGGGAGGUGCCAAGAGGCACAGGAAGGUGUUGCGUGAUAACAUCCAGGGUAUCACCAAGCCUGCAAUCCGUCGUCUGGCUCGCCGAGGUGGUGUCAAACGUAUCUCUGGUCUGAUCUACGAAGAGACACGUGGUGUCCUCAAAGUUUUCCUUGAGAAUGUUAUCAGGGAUGCCGUCACAUACACCGAGCAUGCCAAGAGGAAGACUGUCACAGCCAUGGAUGUCGUCUACGCUCUCAAGAGACAAGGACGUACCCUACCAGGAUCAUCCCACGUCAGGAACACAACAACCGAAAUGGCUCGUACAAAGCAGACCGCUCGUAAAUCCACCGGAGGAAAGGCUCCACGAAAACAGCUGGCCACAAAGGCUGCUCGUAAGAGUGCACCAGCCACCGGAGGAGUGAAGAAACCUCACAGGUACAGGCCUGGAACAGUCGCUCUCCGAGAAAUCCGUAGGUACCAGAAGAGCACCGAGCUCCUCAUCAGGAAACUGCCAUUCCAGCGUCUUGUCCGUGAAAUCGCCCAAGAUUUCAAGACCGACUUGAGGUUCCAGAGCUCUGCUGUUAUGGCUCUGCAGGAAGCCAGCGAAGCUUACUUGGUUGGACUUUUCGAGGACACCAACUUGUGCCAGUCUGUAAACAUGUCUGGAAGAGGUAAAGGAGGAAAGGGACUCGGAAAGGGAGGUGCCAAGAGGCACAGGAAGGUGUUGCGUGAUAACAUCCAGGGUAUCACCAAGCCUGCAAUCCGUCGUCUGGCUCGCCGAGGUGGUGUCAAACGUAUCUCUGGUCUGAUCUACGAAGAGACACGUGGUGUCCUCAAAGUUUUCCUUGAGAAUGUUAUCAGGGAUGCCGUCACAUACACCGAGCAUGCCAAGAGGAAGACUGUCACAGCCAUGGAUGUCGUCUACGCUCUCAAGAGACAAGGACGUACCCUGUACGGAUUCGGCGGUUAA
Molecule: messenger RNA, 987 nt
Organism: Ylistrum balloti
Lineage: Eukaryota; Metazoa; Mollusca; Bivalvia; Pectinida; Pectinidae
Exons: 4
Coding region: 1-987 (328 amino acids)
Biological process (GO): nucleosome assembly
Cellular component (GO): nucleosome
Molecular function (GO): DNA binding; structural constituent of chromatin; protein heterodimerization activity
Source: RefSeq, a predicted model, not a curated record